CGGGUAUUUUGGAGAGAUCAGCCGCGAAAGGGCCAAUGAGAUACUUCUAAACCAGCCUGCGGGCACCUACUUGAUUCGCGAUAGCACAACCCGACCUGGUUUUGCCUUAUCCCUGAAAAACAUAAAUAGGGUCCAGCGCUAUUUUAUAGCUUAUUCAGAAGAAACAAAGGCCUUCACCUUCGCUGACCAAGCUUUUGAGUCGAUAGAUGCUUUAAUAAACUUUCAUUCGACCUCGCCCGUUUUGACUUGUAAGCUGCUGCAACCAGCACCGAAAGGAUAUUAUUGUGUUCUUUAUGACUACAAGGGCAAGGAAUCUCUUGAUUUGUGUGUGUCCUGUGGUGACAAGGUGGCCUUUUUAAUCCAGAAGAAGCAAUGGAUAUUUUGUUCUACCCCUGAUGGUAGGAAGGGGUGGGUGCCAGAAGCAUAUUUACAACCGUUCAACGAGGAGCUAUAUAACCGGUUACAGAGUGAAAAGAACGAAGGAGUCGUUCCAUUCUGUUCUCGCAUAUUCCCCGUUCCGACGGAUGCAGUCGCCAUCAAAUCCCGGAAUCCCAGCCUCUUCGCCACUGACCAGUUAAAGAUUGAGAAAGGCGUUGAGGUUAUCGUUCAGAAAAUUUUGAGAAAUGGAUUCUGCGAAGUUACCCGAAAGGAUACCAAGGCCCAGGGCUUCUUACCUAUCAGCUACUUGAAACUUGCGGUCUCGUGA
This is a messenger RNA of Dibothriocephalus latus, 706 nucleotides long. NCBI's taxonomy places the organism in Eukaryota, Metazoa, Platyhelminthes, Cestoda, Diphyllobothriidea, Diphyllobothriidae. The record is from the annotation of a GenBank genome assembly.